Molecule: messenger RNA, 2512 nt
Organism: Manis pentadactyla (Chinese pangolin)
Lineage: Eukaryota; Metazoa; Chordata; Mammalia; Pholidota; Manidae
Gene: CADM3
Product: cell adhesion molecule 3
Exons: 10
Coding region: 152-1483 (443 amino acids)
Biological process (GO): homophilic cell-cell adhesion
Cellular component (GO): presynaptic membrane
Source: RefSeq, a predicted model, not a curated record
CGCCGGCUCCCUCCCGGUCCCCGCCUCGGCCCCGGGCUCCGAAGAGGCUCGGGGCGCCCUCUGGGUGGCGUCGUUGUCUCCCCCGCCCCGGCCCAGCCCCUGGGGACCCAGGCUCGCCAGCGCCCAGCCGGGGAGCCGGCCGGGAAGCGCGAUGGGCGCCCCCUCGGCCCUGCCCCUGCUCCUGCUCGUCGCCUGCUGCGGGGCACCCGGCGGGGCCAACCUCUCCCAGGACGGCUACUGGCAGGAGCAGGAUUUGGAGCUGGGAACUCUGGCCCCCCUGGACGAGGGCAUCAGCUCCACAGUCUGGAGCAGUCCUGACAUGCUGGCUAGUCAAGACAGCCAGCCUUGGACAUCAGAUGAGACGGUGGUGGCUGGCGGCACCGUGGUGCUCAAGUGCCAAGUGAAAGAUCAUGAGGACUCAUCCCUGCAGUGGUCUAACCCUGCCCAGCAGACUCUCUACUUCGGGGAGAAGCGAGCCCUUCGAGACAAUCGGAUUCAGCUGGUUAGAUCCACGCCCCAUGAGCUCAGCAUCAGCAUCAGCAAUGUGGCUCUGGCCGACGAGGGCGAGUACACCUGCUCCAUCUUCACGAUGCCCGUGAGGACCGCCAAGUCCCUCGUCACCGUGCUCGGAAUCCCACAGAAACCCACAAUCACUGGCUACAAGUCAUCACUACGGGAAAUGGAGACAACCACCCUCAACUGUCAGUCUUCGGGAAGCAAACCUGCAGCCCAGCUGACCUGGAGGAUGGGAGACCAAGAGCUCCCUGGAGAAUCAACCCAAAUACAGGAAGAUUCCAAUGGUAAAACCUUCACUGUGAGCAGCUCCGUGACGUUCCAGGUUACCCGGGAGGAUGAUGGGGCAGACAUCAUAUGCUCUGUGAACCAUGAGUCUCUAAAGGGAGCUGACAGAUCCACCUCUCAACGCAUCGAAGUUUUAUACACACCAACGGCGAAGAUUAGGCCAGACCCUCCACACCCCCGCGAGGGCCAGAAGCUGUUGCUACACUGCGAGGGUCGCGGCAAUCCUGCGCCCCAGCAGUACCUGUGGGAGAAGGAAGGCAGUGUGCCACCCAUAAAGAUGACCCAGGAGAGUGCCCUGAUCUUCCCCUUCCUCAACAAGAGUGACAGUGGCACCUACGGCUGCACGGCCACCAGCAACAUGGGCAGCUACAAGGCCUACUACACACUCAAUGUGAAUGGCUUCCUCCCAGGUCUGACUGUGCGCCCCCCGCCCCCAGACCCCAGUCCGGUGCCCUCGUCCUCCGGCACCUACCACGCCGUCAUCGGUGGGAUCGUGGCUUUCAUCGUAUUCCUGCUGCUCAUCCUCCUCAUCUUCCUCGGCCACUACCUGAUCCGGCACAAAGGAACGUACCUGACGCACGAGGCCAAAGGCUCGGAUGAUGCCCCGGACGCAGACACGGCCAUCAUCAACGCAGAAGGCGGGCAGUCGGGUGGGGACGACAAGAAGGAGUAUUUCAUCUAGGGGCACCCCCACCACCACCUCCUGUGCCCCCAGGGGCCCCGAGGGGACUGCUGGGGCCAUCACUAACCUGGACUUGUACAGAGCGACCCCAGGGCCGCCCCUCCCGCUUGCUCCCCGGCCCCCCACCCCCCUGUACAGAAUGUCUGCUUUGGGUGCGGUUUUGUACUCGGUUUGGAUCGGGGAGGGAGGCGGGCGGGUGGGGGAGGGAGGGUUGCCCCCAGCCCUUUCCGUGGCUUCUCUGCGUUUGGGUUAUUAUUAUUUUUGUAACAAUCCCAAAUCAAAUCCGUCUCCAGGCUGGAGGGGCAGGGGCCCUGGGGUGAGGAAAGGAAAAGCAGCUGGAGCGUUAGGAGGACGACGUGGUGGAGGGGCAAAGGAGGGGACGGGCGGCGCGGGGCUGGACUGGGGGGCUCCCACCAGCCCGCCAGCCCUACAACAGGCGACUCCCAGACUCGUCUGGGAAGGGGGAGGUUGGGAGCAGGAGCCGGAUGGGCUUUUCCUCUGUAGCCACACACCGUGAGCUCUGGACAGAGAAGCAGGUGUCACCCUGACAUCCGUCCUCUACCACGAUGGGCAAGGCGGGCGGGGGCCCCUGAGGAGAUGGGACCUGCAGAUGUCAUGCAGCCGUGCAGAAAGCCGGGGCUUGCACAUGGAGAGGAUGUGGGCCCCCUGCAAGGAUUCCGAGAGGAAGGAGAGCAGAGACGGCGCCGGCUACGCCUUGCCCCACAGUGAAUGAAGCCAGGCCCCUUUCACAGGAACCUCCCGGGAGGGGGAUAGCAGAGCAAGGUGCCCCUCCUUGCUGCAGCAGCUGUGGGAGAGGCGCUGCUCCACACCCGGGGGCCCCUCACCCCAACCAAGUCCUGGACUGUUUGUUGCACGGCAACCACUCUUCUUCUGGCAUUGCUCAGCAACUGCUCCUCCCGUCUUGUGCCACCCUGCGCCCCUUCCCGGUCCCUGAGCCACCCUGAGGCCCUCCUCCCUCAGCAGCCAGGCAGACAUAACAACAAAAAUACUAAAAGGAGCUUCACUGCA